AUGGACUGCGAAGGAUUUAUCACAGUCGAAACAUACUCCAGACAAGAUGAAACAUGCCUUGUGACAUCUUGUGUUUGUUGCUGUGGACCCAUGUAUUCCGUCAAACGAACACUGCGAUUCAAGAGGAGUCUAGUAGCUGUCUCAAGGGCUGUGAGCGCAGUAUGAUUCCUAAUACUGUCGAGGUCGAAGCGGCUAGAAUGUCGAAGCCCAAGUACGUAUGUAAGUUCAGUAGGUUCUCCUGUAUGAAGCUGCAAUUGUAUCGAAGCGAUGUGUAUGUCACACAAGUGCUACCUACGAGGCAACAUCAGACUAUCUCGAUGCCAAUAUCCAGUGUGUCAUACUCGAUGCACAUGACUUCUUGGUCACCCCGGAUAGACUAUUCAGUCCAUUAGGAAUUUCUUGGACUCUUUCCCUGUGGCACUUACCACAGUGCGGAAUGCAUCUUGUGUCUCGGUCUAUCCGACAACUGAGAGCGGCUGUGUGACAAUUAUCUGCCCCUUAUCUGGAUUCAUACAGAUGUCUGGAAAGACUGCACUACACAAAGAUGGCUGCUACAUAGGUUAGAAGAGACUACUGAUUGGUUAAGACUGAGUACCAAUAUGAUCCGACC
Messenger RNA from Pseudovirgaria hyperparasitica, 610 nucleotides. RefSeq lists its product as uncharacterized. NCBI's taxonomy places the organism in Eukaryota, Fungi, Ascomycota, Dothideomycetes, Acrospermales, Acrospermaceae. The transcript has a single exon. Bases 54 to 392 code for a protein of 112 amino acids. The record is from RefSeq and is a predicted model, not a curated record.